AUGGGGGUAGGUCACCACCUGGCUCUGUUACAGAAAAUCAACCACUUCCCUGGCAUGACGGAAAUCUGCCGCAAAGAUCUGCUGGCUCGGAACCUCAACCGCAUGCAGAAACUCUAUCCCACGGAGUACAACAUCUUCCCCCGCACCUGGUGCCUCCCUGCAGACUACGGGGACUUCCAAUCCUACGGUCGUCAGCGAAAAACCCGCACUUACAUCUGCAAGCCGGACAGCGGCUGUCAGGGACGCGGCAUCUUCAUCACCCGAAGUCCCCGGGAGAUCAAGCCAGGAGAGCACAUGAUCUGCCAGCAGUACAUCUCCAAGCCCUUCCUCAUUGACGGCUUCAAGUUCGAUAUGCGAAUCUAUGUCCUCAUCACAUCCUGCGACCCUCUUCGGAUUUUCAUGUACGAGGAGGGCCUGGCCCGCUUCGCCACGAUGCCCUACGCGGAGCCCAACAACAGCAACCUGGAUGAUGUCUGCAUGCAUCUGACCAACUAUGCCAUCAACAAACACAACGAGAACUUUGUCCGAGACGACGCUGCGGGCAGUAAAAGGAAGCUGUCGACGCUCAAUGCCUGGCUGCGAGAACACGGCUACGACCCCCGAGAGCUGUGGGGGCACAUCGAGGACAUCAUCGUCAAAACCAUCAUCUCAGCCCAUUCUGUUCUUCGCCACAACUACCGCACCUGUUUCCCCCACUAUCUGAGCGGAGGUACAUGUGCCUGUUUUGAGAUCCUUGGUUUUGACAUCUUGCUGGACCACAAGCUGAAACCCUGGCUGCUGGAGGUAAACCACUCCCCGAGCUUCACCACUGACUCCCGCCUUGAUCGCGAAGUGAAGGACGCACUUCUCUGUGAUGCCAUGACACUUGUCAACCUCCGGGGCUGUGACAAAAGGAAGGUGAUAGAGGAGGACAAGCGGCGAGUCAAGGAGCGGCUUUUCCAGUGCCACCAGCAGCCACGAGAAGCCAGGCGAGAACAAACUGAACUGUCGCACGCAGCGAUACUGGACCAGGAGCGCCAUGAGGACUCCCACCUCGGGGGGUACCGGCGGAUCUAUCCUGGGCCUAACACGGACAAGUACGCACCCUUCUUCAAGCACAACGGCUCCCUCUUCCAGGAGACUGCUGCUUCCAAGGCUAGAGAGGAGUGUGCCAGACAGCAACUGGAAGAGAUCCGCCUUAAGCAGGAACAGCAGGAGACCUCAGGAAGUAAGAGGCGGAAGGAGAGCCGGGACCAGAACCAGGGUGAAUCAGCGAGAGAGAAGAGCCGAUGCAGGGCCGGACUCCGGGGACUUCCCGCCCACUUGGCUUACAGGAACCGGAACCAGGAGAAAGAGCUGCUCCCUGUACACGUGGAUACCAUGCAUCCUCAAGAAAUCGUGGAAGAGGAGGAGCUGGAGCGGAUGAAGGCCCUGCUACAAAGGGAGAAUCUCAUCCGAAGCCUCGGUAUCAUAGAGCAACUCAGCCACAUGCUGCACCCCAGCCACCGGGGCCACAGAAGUCUUCACGAGUAUCGGCCUAGAUUUCACCAGGACGGGCUGGGCAGUCAAGAACUGCAAUCUGUGAGUCUGGUCCCACUGGUCCUCCCGAGAGGGGCCACCAAAGAGCAGGGCCCUCCUCACUUCCUGCAUCCAGUUCGGCCCCACGAAUUGAUCCCCAGGAUCUUAGGGCCACAGCCAAGCAUGAAUGCUGCAAUUCCACAUCAUUCCUGGUGCCAUCUACAGCCCAAGAACUUCAACUGGAUUGGAGAUCGAGCAGCCAUCGGCCCGUCUUCGUUGUCAAUGAAAGCAUCGGGAAGGCACUGUUUUCCCAGUGCCAGAGUCAGGCUCAGUAGCCAAGGCCAAGCGGGCAGAAGGCUAGAAGCCAUAAACAGAGCCCUGGCAGGAUCAGUGCCAUCUUCUUUAACCCCAAAGCAGGGCUAUCUUCUGCAACCGGAAAGAGUGGCAAGUAGCUCAUGGACUCACUGCACCUUGCCCUCGGUGGUAGACACCGAACACAGUGCACCCAAGGCCCAGGAUCUCGCUCUCUGCCCUGCCUCUACGCCCCUGAUGCAGCAUACCACUCCACUCCUUGACAUCAGCCGCCACCGGUAA
This is a messenger RNA of Puma concolor (puma), 2091 nucleotides long. The record is from RefSeq and is a predicted model, not a curated record. Lineage: Eukaryota; Metazoa; Chordata; Mammalia; Carnivora; Felidae.